GGACGGACGGGAGGCGGACGCACAGCACCGGGAUGCAACUGCACUGCACGACUUACGCUGGCAGAUAGUUCACGCUUCUGUUUGCAGGGCUGCUCUGUUCUUGGAGGGUGACAACACGCCGUCCCUGAAAUCAUAAAAAAAGGUCCUGAGAAAAUGCAGCUUUACGUCAGCAGCUGACGGACAGAACCUCCGACGAGCAAUCGCAAAGAUCAAAAAGCCGCGACGACUAGCGGCACUCUCGUGAACGAUCCUGGCCUGAACGCAAUCGCGGCGUCUUCCGAAGUAUCAGGACCAAUCAUGUCCAAGGACGACGCUUGCAAAGUGACGUCUGCCGGGAAGCACAAGGAGCGCAAACCCAAGAAGCCUCACUACAUCCCUCGUCCGUGGGGCAAGCCCUACAACUACAAAUGCUUCCAGUGCCCCUUCACCUGCAUGGAGAAGUCCCACCUGUACAACCACAUGAAGUACAGCCUGUGCAAGAACUCCCUCUCGCUACUCAUAGAGUCCGAAUGGCCCUACAAAAAGGGCAACAACGUCCUACACCCGGACCAGCUGCGACCGUCACAGCAGGGCCUCCGUGGGGCUGGGAAAGACGCCCAGGACCGGGCGACUCGGACUGAGGAGGGGCAGCAGAGGAGCGCGGAGGAAGACGGGGAAGAUCGGGAAAACCGGCGACAGGAAGAGGAGGGAGAGGAGGGCCAGACGUUGGUGAAGGAGAGGUCUGAAAAAGGAGACACUGCGGAGUGCCAAGCAGAUUCCGAAUUGUUGAUGGCAGACAUGCUUUCCCUCGAGGACCAGCUCCUGCGAGCGCGCUCCGUGGAGGUGGAGGCCCAGUUGAAACACUACAAGACCCUAUCCAAGACCUGCAUGACAGCUCCCGCGUUGCUCUCAGACCAGUGGCGUCUCCUGACUGCCAGCAAGGCCAAAAGCGAAGGCGCUCAGGCCCGAAUGAACACUUCAAUCCCGUGCUAUCCUCCCCCGCCAAACCUGGUGGAUUACCAGGAUCCGGCUGGGCUCAACCUUUCCGUGCUCGGGGUGGGCUAUCCCAUUGGCCCCGGUCUUUUCUCCUACAUGAAUUCUACGCUUCCCGCCACUCAAACCCACGCGCAGCUCGCCCAACUCCCCUUCCUGGCGUCAGCCGGCCAGCUGAUCCAUCCGGCCUCCGGCAACCACGCGGACAGAACUCUCAUCCCCCCGCGGCUCUACUACCCGUUCCUGUGCGAGCGCAGCUUCGGAUCGGCCUCCGCUCAGAGUGAUACUGCAAAAGGACACAAAACAUCCCUAAACACUGCCGAUACAUUUUCAUUAUCUGGCUUCCAGCCCAAAGUUAACCUGUGGAAAGUGCCAGCUUUGAGACCCGGGGCUACUCCGGUUUCCCCCGUUGGUCGGUCGUCACCUCAAGGAGGUUCUUCCGAACCAGCCUACGGACUGGCGCAUAAAGUGGAAGCUUCAGUCAAGGAAGGUAAAACGAGUUGGAGUCUCAAGCGGACGGGCGGCCCCAUAAUAAACCACGACGGUCCCGUCGAAAAGAAGCAGACGGCGGGCUUCACUUUGGACCCUCUGAAGAACAUCAAGACAAGUCCAACUCUAAAUAUAGCGUCAGACAAACUUAGUUCACAGAAUUUUCACCGAAAGACAAGAUCCUCAGAAUCCUUGUACACCGAUCACCUCACCGGUCCAAAAAGUGAAGCAUCCUCUCGAGCAGCUUCUACCGGGGGGCACGGGAGCCAGGACCUGACGACCACGCGUCCCGAAGGGGGCGGGGCCUCGGAUUCAGUGGCUGCUCUCCUCAAUGACCUGUCGAAAGCCUUACAGGAGUACCAGGAAGCGGAGCGCAACAUCUCCCACCUGGAGAAGGAAGACCUCCCCGUCCAGCACCACCUUUGGGAGCACCUGAGCAAAAUCCGAAACGAGCUCUCGCUCAUCCAUCAAGCGCUGGAGAGGACUGCUCGCCAGAGCGACGGCCCGCUGGACCUGUCGUUCAAGAGAGAGUCCACCGACUCCAAGGAUUUUGGCCAAAAGGACAACGUGGCAGAGACGGACGAGGAGCAAGAGGAGGAGGAAGAGGAGGACAGGGAGGAAGAGGAGAGGAAAGCCACGAGGGCCUCGCUGGAGACUCGUAAGCAGUCGCUGGACAUGCUGAUCAAGAUGAGUAACGCCGGAGCACCGGCGGCGACGGCGGAAGUCCUGGCUCCGGGGGCCUUGUGGCACAGCAGAACCACAAAGUGCGAAGCCGACUCCAGCGUGCUGCUGUGCCCCGAUGGCAGAUCGGUCAUGUUUGCAGACAUCCCGUCCUCCGCCAAAGUGGCCAAAAGGCCGUCGUCCAUGCAGUGCCCCCAAAGUCCAUUAACAGCUGCAGACAAUUAAAGCUUGGUUGUCUACGGAGAUUGUCGAUCAUCCAGAAUCGAUCAUAGCAAUCGGCGAAAGCAGAAUAGAGGAAAAUGGACUCUUCUUGAGAUUUUGUAAAACAUCUGCACACAUUAUGAUAUUUAAUAAUAAGCAUCUCUGGUGAGUAAAAUUUAGAACCAAAGAAACUGUUUGGACUAAAUGUGAAAUGUCAUCAUCAGCAAAGGAGUCCACUUGCCUCCAUUCAACUUUUGCAGAUUCUUCUUAUAAACACGCAGUCUUCAAUUUUGAAGGCUUGUCUUUGAAAUUUUCAGACUACAGCAGAACCACCGUCACCAUCAUUGUCUUUUUUUGUAGUUCAAAAGGACAUUCAACACUUUUAUAUGGAGGCCCAGACAUGACAUGGGGGGGGGG
Messenger RNA from Phycodurus eques (leafy seadragon), 2760 nucleotides. It is a transcript of the gene prr35, whose product is annotated as proline rich 35. The record is from RefSeq and is a predicted model, not a curated record. Bases 298 to 2367 code for a protein of 689 amino acids. The transcript has 4 exons. Lineage: Eukaryota; Metazoa; Chordata; Actinopteri; Syngnathiformes; Syngnathidae.